Seriola aureovittata is the source of this 3431-nucleotide messenger RNA. RefSeq names its product switching B cell complex subunit SWAP70b (gene swap70b). Bases 108 to 1874 code for a protein of 588 amino acids. Gene Ontology annotation, molecular function: calcium ion binding. The record is from RefSeq and is a predicted model, not a curated record. Gene Ontology annotation, cellular component: nucleus; cytoplasm. Lineage: Eukaryota; Metazoa; Chordata; Actinopteri; Carangiformes; Carangidae. The transcript is spliced from 12 exons.
AGUUCAGACUCUCAGAGGGCGACAGAGGAAGAGUCGGACACAAGACGACACACGACUCGGAGAGAAGACAACACAGAGGACGACAGGACGAGUGUCUCUUCACCACCAUGGCCCUGCGGGACGAACUGUUAAAGUCUAUAUGGCACGCCUUCACGGCGCUGGACGUGGACAAGAGCGGGAAAGUCUCCAAAUCUCAGCUCAAGGUGCUGUCCCAUAACCUAUGUACAGUGAUGAAGAUCCCACAUGACCCCGUGGCGCUGGAGGAACACUUUAAAGACGAUGAUGAGGGUCCCGUCUCCAACCAGGGAUACAUGCCGUACCUGAACAAGUUCAUCCUGGAUAAGGUGAAGGAUAAUUUUGACCGUCAGGACUUCAACAAAAUGUGCUGGACUCUGUGCUCCAGGAAAAACCUGGAACAAAGUCAGCUGCUCAUCUCCAACGACGACGCUUUCAAGAUCUGGUGCAUCUUCAACUUCCUGUCUGAGGACAGAUACCCGCUGAACAUCGUCACCGAGGAGAUCGAGUACUUCCUGCGUAAGCUGACGGAGGCGAUGGGGGGCAGCUGGGUGGAGGAGCGUUUCGAGGACUACAAGCUGCAGCUGGACUCGAGGCAGCAGUGUCUGAACGCCUGGGAGCUCAUCACCGUGGUGGGGUCGGGUCACUUCAGCAAAGGCAUGGACCGCCAGACGCUCUCCAUGGGCAUCAACGAGGUCUACCAGGAGCUCAUCCUGGACGUGCUCAAGCAGGGCUACAUGAUGAAGAAAGGUCACAAGAGGAAGAACUGGACGGAGCGCUGGUUCAGGCUGAAGCUGAACUCCAUCUCCUACUACGUUGGCGAGGACCUGGCUGAAAAGAAAGGAAACAUCUUUUUGGAUGGAAACUGCACCGUGGAGCCUUUACAAGACAAAGAAGGGAAGAAGUGUCUGUUCCUCAUCAGGUCGUCUCUAAAAACCUUUGAAAUCAGUGCGUCAGACAAGAAGAAGAAGCAGGAGUGGAUCCAGGCCAUUCAGACUUGUGUGACUCUGCUGCGUCAGAGCCGACCGGCGCCGCACCGCGAGGCUCGGCAGAAGCGGCGGGAGCUGCGGCUGAAGCAGCAGGCCGAGCAGGAGGAGCUGGAGCUGAGGAUGAGAGAGCUGCAGACGGCCAACGAGGCCAAACAGCUGGAGCUGGAGAACAUGAGGAAGGCUCUGGAAGAGGCAGCGGCUAAUGCAGCAGAGGAAGAAAAAAGGCGUCUUCAGACACAAACUGAACUCCAGGACCGCUACAGGAUGGACCUGGAGAGAGAGAAAAUGGUACGCCAGCAGAUGGAGGAGCAGGUGGCCCAGAAGUCCACCGAGCUGGAGCAGUACCUGCAGAGGGUCCGCGAGCUGGAGGACAUGUACCGUCAACUGGAGGACGCUCUGGAAGACGAGAAGCGCGCCAGACAGGAUGAGGAGGCCGUCCGUAAGCUGCAGGCAAGGUUACUGGAGGAGGAGGCCAUGAAGAGAGCGGAGCUGGAGCAGAUCCAUCUGCGGCAGCAGCGGGCCAUCUCAGAGACAGAGGCUGAGAAACAGGAGCUGGAGAGGGAACGUCUGGCUAAAGAGAGUGCCCUGCAUGCUGCAAUGACACAACUGGAACAUCUGGAGCAAGAGAGGCAGGGGGCCCUUGAGCAGUACCAGACCGUGAUUAAGAAGCUAGAAGAUGCAACCAACAACACAAAGACCUGGAAGCACAAGGUGGCUGAACAUGAGGGCUUGUUACGGCUCAUUCAACCAGGUUCGAAGGGACAGAAGCUGAUCACCAACUGGGGCCCGGCAGCCUUUUCUGAUGCAGAGCUGAGUCUGAGGGAGAAGAAAUGGCAAGAGAUGAAAAACCAGGCGACCCAGGCCCAGUAGAGCUGCUGUAAGACCUGAACCUUAAACAGGAGAAGAGAAGACAGGAGAGGGCUGCUGGGAUAUAUUAUCUGUAAUAAAACAAAUCUAAGUUGUGACUGGAAAGAGGUCUCUGGUAACUGGUGAAUUUUCAGUGGAAUCCAAGUGUGAGAUUUUCGAGGAUAAUGCAAGGCAUUUCAUAUUAAGGUAGGAUUAAGUAAUCAAUUAUGUUUUAUCCCUUUUAUGAAUCUUUAGUGUUGCCCACUAGAAACCACCACAUAUAGAACUGGAAUCCUGAUUUAUUUUUUAUUUUUUUUAGACUUUCUUAUUGACAGUGAGAGAGACAGGGAAGGGGGGAUGAGAGGGCAGAUGACAUGUAGCAAAGAGCCUGGGUCGGAUUUGGACCCAAGCUGCUGCGGUAAGGACUCAGCUGGUAGUUUCCACCUCAUAUCAAGGCUGAGCUACCGAGGUGACCCAGAACUGCUAUACUUUUAAAUCUAUGGUGGUCUACGAUGACAGAGCAUUCACUUUUUCAAAUUAUCAGGAUUAAAUUCACUAACUUCAUGAGGGAACAAAAAUGGUAAAUGAACAAUAGCUUUGAUGUUAAGUUUUUUGUAACCAAGUGUAUGGAUUGGUAGCAAGUUUCCAGUGGGUAGGAAGUUCUCUUUGAUGUACAGGAUUUAAAACAAGUUCAUUUGGGUAGUUGAUAUUGAUGUUUAACCCUAACAACCAUCACAGAUACAGUAUAUUACAGUAAUUUUGGGCUACAGAGCAGGAAAAUAACUUUUAACAGUGCCACGGCCCUCUUCAUUUUUCAUUAGUUUAUCAAUUUUCCACUAACAACCAGCUCACUGAAGCUACCAGUCUAUUUAUACAACAUCAUGAGUUGUUUGUACUUUAGUCUAUUAAGAGUGGAUAUAGUUGAUAACCAUGGUUAACAAUAUAAGUCUGUUGAGUUUUAAGACGCAGCUAACUCUCUAAAGUCAUGAGUGGAAAAGAAUGUGCACACAACUACAUUUUGUUAUUUUAUUCCACCUUGUCCUGACUGUCAAUUUGUAUCUAUGAAAUGCACUACUUUUGACCGGGCCUGAUCCUACUGUCAAAUCUUUGAAAAAGUUUGAGCUACUAAAAUUUCUACAUGGAAUAUAAGGGCUUUUGUAAAUAUUUUAACAGUUAUCUGUUUUUGUUUUUAGUUUCUUUCUUACUAAAGUUACGCUGCAUAAGGCAGCAUCCUUGAGAAUGACAUGUCAGACGUUAAGUCAGUGAUGUUUAAUAAAUUGUUUAAAAAAAAUUCUCUUCACUAAAUUGUUUAUUGUUGACAUCAAAGUGCAUUUCUCUGUCUAACUGGCUCUUAAACAUUUCCUGCUUGUAAACACUGUGUCAGAAAUAGGGCAUUUGGCCAAGGCCUCACUCUAAACAAGAAUGCUAACUGCCGAACAUUUGUAUUGUGCUGUUGUACUGUAACCUCCAGUGCCUUUGAUACUGUCAUGAGUGAACAUUGUAAUUUCUAUUUUAUGUUUUUAUAUAUAUGUAAAAAGCUGAAGACUGAACUAUGUAAUAAAACAUAUCUGAAUAACUGGC